AGAGACUCGCAGCGCCAUGAUAAAUCAAAAACUCGUGACGCCGCGCGCUUACUUUGGCUCGGUCAUUGGAAGAGCAGAGAGCAGCUUUGGACCAAAAAGCAUAAAGCAUACACUUUUAGCUCGACACCUUAUAGUGUAAAAUUCGGUGCAAAUUUAUUCCACAGAUUAAACCGCUGCAGACACAAUCCAGUGAAGAUGGCAGAGUACGGAUUUCUGAAGCAGGAGCCAGGUUAUGCGACCAAAGCGAUACACGAGGGUCAAGAGCCAAGCCAGUGGAAUUCAAGAGCAAUUGUUCCACCAAUUUCGUUGGCCACUACUUUUGAGCAGGAUGCUCCUGCCAAGCACCGGGGGUUCGAAUAUAGUCGCAGUGGAAACCCAUCCCGAAACGUACUUGAAAAGUGCGUCGCUGCACUUGAUGGUGCGAAAUAUGGACUGUGUUUUUCGUCCGGUUUAGGAGCCACGACUGGCCUUGUGCACCUCUUGAGCCAAGGUGAUCAUUUGCUCUCUGUUGAUGACGUCUAUGGAGGAACAGGUCGCUACUUCCGCCAGUGCGCUACCAGGUUUGGAAUCGAAGUUGAUUUUGUGGAUGCCACGAAAGUAGAGCUUUUUGAGAAUGCUAUCAAGCCUAACACAAAGAUGGUGUGGAUUGAAUCUCCAACCAAUCCAUUGCUGAAAGUGAUUGACAUCAAGGCUAUUGCCAAAAUUUGCAAGCAAAAGCCUGACAUCAUCCUUGUCGUUGACAACACCUUCCUGACGUCUUACUUCCAGCGCCCUCUGAGUCUCGGAGCUGAUGCAGUCGUUUAUUCCAUGACCAAGUACAUGAACGGACAUGCUGACGUUAUCAUGGGUGCUGUGACAACCAGCAAUGAUCAACUGCAUGAACGACUCCGCUUUCUUCAAAACGCUGCCGGCAUCGUCCCAUCACCAUUUGAUUGUUACCUGGUCAAUCGCAGUUUGAAGACUUUGGAAAUUCGCAUGCGCCAGCACAUGACAAAUGGACUUGCUGUGGCCCAGGCUCUUGAGGCUCAUCCUCUAGUGGAAAAGGUUUUGCACCCGGGUCUUCCAAGCCACCCCCAGCAUGAUAUUGCAAAGAAGCAAUCCUAUGGACACAGCGCUAUUUUCUCAUUCUACAUCAAGGGUGGCCUUCAGCAUUCCGAAGCCUUCCUGAAGGCUCUGAAGUUGUUCUAUUUGGCAGAGAGCUUGGGAGGGUUUGAGAGUCUCGCUGAGCUUCCGUGUGUGAUGACACAUGCGUCGGUCCCUGCAGAGGCUAGAAAGGAGCUUGGAAUUUCCGACACUUUGAUUCGCCUCUCUGUAGGUCUCGAAAAUCCAGAGGACCUGGUCGCAGACAUUAAGCAAGCACUGGAUGUUGUGGCUGAAAUCAAGUAAUCCUGGAGUCCAUUAAUCAAUUUUCAAAGUUUUUACAAAUAAAUCAAAUCUAACCAAUUCACAGUGUCAAUAUCAUUGGAUAAAUAAAUUAAUACUUUGCUAUCGAA
Neocloeon triangulifer is the source of this 1493-nucleotide messenger RNA. It is a transcript of the gene Cth, whose product is annotated as cystathionine gamma-lyase. Gene Ontology annotation, cellular component: cytoplasm. The coding region runs from base 196 to 1386 and encodes 396 amino acids. Gene Ontology annotation, molecular function: pyridoxal phosphate binding; cystathionine gamma-lyase activity. Lineage: Eukaryota; Metazoa; Arthropoda; Insecta; Ephemeroptera; Baetidae. The record is from RefSeq and is a predicted model, not a curated record. The transcript has 9 exons. Gene Ontology annotation, biological process: transsulfuration.